GCCAAACCCCGCCCACCUGCACCACACCCAUUCCCGAGCUGCGAUAAAGCGAGCGCACCUCUAGCAUCACUUGACGCUAUCACGGCCAUAAUUUGUAUCUUCUCCCACCUGCCCUUUGCCAGAAACUCGCAGCCCGCGCAGCCAUCAAGAAUCCGAGUCCUUGUCCGUCGCACAAAAUUCGAGUCAUAGCGCUGCCAGUCAUCCCACCGAGCAUCGGCCCUUGGAUAACCGCACACAAAGGCCAAAACACCGUCGCUCGCCAGCAACAGAGCCUACGAUGCCCUCUGUAUCCGCGGGCCAUGCGCUCGACCUCGAAAAAUUCCUGAAAUCUCUCAAAGGACAACAGCUGGAAGCUUCCGUCAACAGCUUGAUAUCUCUUUUAAAGCGAAGACAGAUUAGGGGAUCCGAGCCUUGCGCCAUCGCCACCGCCCACAUCCUCCUCCAAGUGGUUGCGCGCUCAAAAUGGCACGAUGUCGACAGCCUCUUGCUCAACGUCUCAAGGACCGGCCGUAGAUUGGUCGACGCCCAGCCCAACGAGCUUGUCAUUGGCAACAUUGUGCGCCGCGUUCUGGGCCUGAUUCGAGACGAGGCUUCUGAAGAUCGAGGCGAUGCUGGCGACGAAUCGGCGAGCGAAGCACCCACGCCAACCGACAUUGUCCCGCCGUCGUCCAUUAGCCAGCAGUGGUCGUCAAAACGGUUCGACUCCGUCGAUAGUUCAACCGGUGCCUCACGCCCUCCACUCAUCUCCUCCUACAGCUCCAUCAACCCGCCCAAAUCACUGUUCCACCUGCUGUCGACCUCGCCUCCCACUGAUGGAAACGUGUCGCCUUUCAAGACUUCGGGCGCUUCGACCCCUACCUGGCGGGGGAACGCGGGCCAGAUCCACGCGCUGCGCUCUGAAGUGAUUGACGGUAUCGAGGAGAUCAAGGACGAAAUCAGCCAGGUGGAUGACCAGAUUGCCGCCUCUGCUGAAGUGCAGAUCCAUCCCGGAGACUUGAUACUGGUCCACCAGCCAUCCACAACAACUGAACGAUUUAUUCUUCGCGCCGCCCAAAAGCGCAAGUUUACCGUCCUCCUCGCCAUGGCGCCGCCGAGAAGACAGCACUCGCCUGAGAACCAGCAUGCCGUAUUCAGAAAGAAGCUGUCAGCAGCCGGCAUCACGGUGGUGAAUGUGAUGAAUGGCGGGCUGAUGGCUUACAUGUCAAGAGUCAACAAGGUCAUUAUUGGUGCGAGAGCAGUUGUUGCUACGGGCGGUGUUGUGGCUGAUGCUGGCUCUGCUGCUAUUGCACGAGCGGCCAAGGAGCAGGGCGCUGCUGUUGUCGUGCUCAACGGCAUCUACAAGCUGAGCCCGGAGAGCCCCUUUGACGAGAGCUCGCUGAUUGAAUGGGGCGACUCGUCGACGUUUGUGAGCUUCUCGGACGGUCCUCUGGUGUGUGGUGCCGAGAUUCGAACCGCACUUACUGAGCUGAUUCCGCCGGAGCUGAUCGAUACUUAUAUCACAAACCUGGGCACACAUUCACGCGACCAUUUGUCGAGCCUUAUCGCAGACCAUUACAAGCGAGAGGACGCAGACUUUCACAUCUGGGAAGAGGCUCUCGCCUGAUGGUAGUGACGAUUUCACGAGGAAUGAUAACAAAUCAAACAAGUAAAAGCAGAAAAACGACCAAGGAGCCUUCAUCACAUACAUGGUGACAAAAAGAAAGGAUAGGAUAAAUGACGGUAUAGAAUGUUCCUGACACAAAAAAAGAGAGAAAUUAAAAUUACCGGC
Molecule: messenger RNA, 1768 nt
Organism: Trichoderma atroviride IMI 206040
Lineage: Eukaryota; Fungi; Ascomycota; Sordariomycetes; Hypocreales; Hypocreaceae
Biological process (GO): translational initiation
Cellular component (GO): eukaryotic translation initiation factor 2B complex
Molecular function (GO): translation initiation factor activity; guanyl-nucleotide exchange factor activity
Source: RefSeq, a predicted model, not a curated record